Messenger RNA from Lethenteron reissneri (Far Eastern brook lamprey), 2280 nucleotides. It is a transcript of the gene CLPTM1L, whose product is annotated as CLPTM1 like. NCBI's taxonomy places the organism in Eukaryota, Metazoa, Chordata, Hyperoartia, Petromyzontiformes, Petromyzontidae. The record is from RefSeq and is a predicted model, not a curated record. Gene Ontology annotation, cellular component: membrane; endomembrane system.
UCGAGGGAGCGGUGGGGGAGCGGUGAGGGAGCUCCUUUUGCUUCCCCGAGGCCCGGAGUCGAGCCUCCUGAGGAGUCGUCGUCCCCCCCCCCCCUUCCGAUAUUCUCGAUAUUCUCGAGUUCCCUCGCCCGGGGACCAUGCCGGCUCUGCGGCUGCCCUCGCUGACGACCCUGGCGGUGGUGGCGUUCGUCGCGUACCUCGCGAACAUCGCCUACGUCCUGCACGGGGUCCUCUACACGGAGCCGUGCGGCGCAGGCCCCCAGUGCGUCACCUCGGCGCUGCACGCAGAGCCCGCGCCGCGCCUGCAGCUCAGCGUAUAUACAGCCCUGGAGCAGAGCGUGAGGCGAGUGAGCAGCCUUCACUUCGCCCUGAACAUCGACCCCUUGGACGUGCAUUCCUCGUCCCACAGGGAGGUGAACGUGAGUCUGCCCGUGCGCACGCGCAGCAACGGCAGCCUGUUCGCACACGUGUUCGUACAUCGUGCCGGGGAGCUGCCCUGGCAGGACGAGCAAGCAGUGCACGGGGUGGCGAUGCUCACCACGCACAUGGUGCCGCGGCCCGACGUGGUCAACCUCAUGACCCGCAAUGAGUCGGCACAAGCAGCACCCAGAGAGGACCCGGUCACUCAUUGGCGCUCGCAGCUCACGCUCUCCGUAAUGGCCGACGCUGUCUCCCUGGACCCGCGCGCUGUGCCUGCCGAGCUCAUGCCAUACUUCACCAAGUCACCUCGAGACAAACACCACUACCUGCCUAUUCUCUACGUGGAUGAGCUGAGCAACCGCAUAAAAGAUCUUGUUGUUGUGCAGAGCAGCGUGGGCAUGCUGCCCCUGGCGGUGCACUUCAGCCCCAUCUCCCUGAGCCGCCUGCGUCUAUGGCUGCACAUGCAGCACGCCAUUGAGUCCCUGCAGCAACUGGGCUUCACGGAGAAGGAUGUGGACGAGGUGAAGGGGAUCUUCGCCGACACAAAUCUCUACUUCCUGGGUCUCACCUUCCUCGUGGCCGCCUUCCACCUGCUGUUUGAUUUCCUGGCUUUCAAAAACGACAUCAGCUUCUGGCAGAGCAAGCGCGACAUGGUGGGGAUGUCUGCCCGCGUGGUGCUAUGGAGAUGCUUCAGCACUGUGGUCAUCUUCCUUUUCCUCAUGGAUGAGCGCACCAGCAUGCUGGUGCUCCUGCCAGCCGGCAUCGGAACGUUCAUCGAGGUCUGGAAAGUGACCAAGGCUUUCAAGCUCAAGCUCACGUGGCGUGGCUGGCUGCCCAAAGUGGAGGUAGGGCCCUCGUCGGCUUCAGAGAGAAAGACGGAUGAGUUUGACUCUCAGGCGAUGCGCUACCUGUCGUACGCCCUCUACCCGCUGUGUGCCGGUGGGGCGCUCUACUCGCUCCUCUACGUCUCGCACAAGAGCUGGUACUCGUGGGUGAUUAACAGCCUGGUGAACGGAAUCUAUGCCUUUGGCUUUCUCUUCAUGCUGCCACAACUCUUUGUCAACUACAAGCUCAAGUCUGUUGCUCAUCUACCCUGGAGAGCGUUCAUGUACAAGGCAUUCAACACAUUUAUAGAUGACAUCUUCGCCUUCAUCAUCACCAUGCCGACGUCUCACCGCCUCGCCUGUUUCCGUGAUGACAUUGUCUUCCUUAUCUACCUCUAUCAGCGAUGGCUCUACCCCGUGGACAAGUCCCGCACCAACGAGUUUGGAGUCUCCUACGAGGAGGACGACGCGUCCGGCAAACCCGUGCCGAGGCAGCCGAGCAAAGCCAAGCACGAGUGACCGCGCUCGGCUUGGCGCCAGAGGAUCGUCGUGGAUGCCCGUCGUACAGACUCGUUACCGAAAUCGCCACGCGCCCUGGCCGGUUUGUAAUGGCCACCGCGCCCUGGCUGUGCCACCGCGACUCGGCCCUGGGGGGUCAUGAUGAGAGGUCACCGCAACGCAGUUGGAACGAGGAAUCGAAUUCGGCCACCGCGGUGCCAUUGGCGCCCAUUAUUUAUUUUUUAAUAUUUCGUCACAGAAUCAAGCGCGUCCCACUCAAGCCAGCUCGUCACGGUCACAUUUUAAUGGGCAGGGAGCGCACGGGAGUGCGCAAGUUGGGUGCGGGGCGAGCCGCGACCCCCAUGCAGCAGUGUUUCCCGGCCGCGCGGACAGAUCCUUCGUGUUUGUGGAGCAGUAGGCGCGAGGGAUGUACGGAACCCUCGUCCUGUAUCCCUGUGCGUUUCUAGUUUGAGCGAGUGUCUUGUCAUGCUUUAAUGAUGGAUGAAAGCAGACAUUGCCAAUAAACCGAGAGCUUUGA